Molecule: messenger RNA, 1448 nt
Organism: Neocloeon triangulifer
Lineage: Eukaryota; Metazoa; Arthropoda; Insecta; Ephemeroptera; Baetidae
Gene: Mt2
Product: tRNA (cytosine(38)-C(5))-methyltransferase
Exons: 5
Coding region: 312-1358 (348 amino acids)
Molecular function (GO): S-adenosylmethionine-dependent methyltransferase activity
Source: RefSeq, a predicted model, not a curated record
AAACAAGAACACACGAGACUCGAGCACUUCUUGACUCGAGCCAGCUGGGCUGGAGCUGCUGAGCUGAAAUUUUCAUUUCAGUUAAUAAUUUUAGUGCUGCAUUAUUAUUGCAGUACAAGGACAGAUGUUUUUUUUUAUUCUAACUCUUUGCUUUUCAUAAAAAAAUCGGUAACAUUUUCUCUCCAUAAAUCGAUUUUUUCACACAAAAAAUGACGUGACUUUUUGCCAAAGUUUGUCAGCCGCCUUUAAAACACAAACUUUCACGAUAAUAAAUUAAAAGCAAAAAUUAUUCAAUACACAUCAAAACUAAAAUGAAUGCUAAAGAAUAUAAUGUUUUGGAGCUCUUCAGUGGAAUUGGUGGAAUGCAUUUGGCUCUAAAAGAGCUUGGAAUAAAUUACAAAAUUGUUGCUGCCAUGGAAAUCAAUGAUAUGGCCAACAGGAUUUACCGACAUAAUUUCCCCUCCACAAAUUUGAUGCAGAAAAAUAUCGAGGGCAUCACCGUGAAGCAAAUUCAGAAGCUUGACCCUAAUAUGAUUUUAAUGAGCCCACCUUGUCAGCCCUUUACCCGAGCUGGGCUAAAACAGGAUGUUGAGGACAAACGGUGCAUGCCUCUUUUGCACUUGCUGAAACUUCUUCCGGAACUAACAAGUGUGCAGUAUAUUUUGCUUGAAAACGUGGUUGGAUUUGAAAAAUCGGAGGCUCGGGAUCAGCUUGUUGAAACUUUGAGAAGUGCUGGUUUUAAAGUACAAGAAUAUCACUUGUGUCCGUCACAGUUUAAUAUUCCUAACAAGAGGCCACGUUACUAUUUGUUAGCAAAAAGACCUGGUGAGGCAGCUGAUUUCCUCCAAACUGGGCUUCAAUCGCAAUUCCCUGUUGAUGUCUUGAAAGAUGGAGACUUACUGAGCCAAGUUCAUAAAAAGGUGCUUGAAAAAACUGAGGAUGCUGGAAAAUGUUUCAAAAUUAAAGAAAUAUUGGAAGAAAACCCUACAUCAAAUAAUUACCUAACUUUUAAGCACCUCAAAUUUUUUAUGGAGUUUGAUCUGGUUGGGAAAGAAUCUCGACUCUCAGGAUGUUUCACAAAGUCCUACAAGAGGUACUUUCUCGGGACAGGAUCUAUAUUUCUUGAGAAAUUUGAUGGACUUUCAGAAAUCGAUACUUCCCAGCCAGAUUAUCACACGACUUUGACCGAUAAAUUGGCACCUAGGUUUUUUACCACAAGAGAAAUUCUGAGACUAAUGUGUUUUCCCGAGUGGUACAAAAUGCCUAGUGAAGUGACUGAAAAACAAGCUGCUGCUGUUUUAGGCAACAGUAUUAAUGUUCACGUUGUUGCACUGUUGAUUGGACUUUUGAUAAAUUGAUUUUUCAAUCGGGGGCCAAUUUGCAAAGAGGGAGAAUCAAUUUCGUAAAAACCAAUUUUUUUAUUCGUACAAAAAUAAAAACUACUUCUA